Seriola aureovittata is the source of this 7618-nucleotide messenger RNA. RefSeq names its product zinc finger homeobox 2 (gene zfhx2). Gene Ontology annotation, cellular component: nucleus. Gene Ontology annotation, biological process: regulation of neuron differentiation; regulation of transcription by RNA polymerase II; brain development. Gene Ontology annotation, molecular function: zinc ion binding; DNA-binding transcription factor activity, RNA polymerase II-specific; RNA polymerase II cis-regulatory region sequence-specific DNA binding. The coding region runs from base 110 to 4990 and encodes 1626 amino acids. NCBI's taxonomy places the organism in Eukaryota, Metazoa, Chordata, Actinopteri, Carangiformes, Carangidae. The record is from RefSeq and is a predicted model, not a curated record. The transcript has 5 exons.
AGGAGAGAGAGGGAGGAGAGGGAGGAGAGGGAGGGCAGGAAAGAAAACUUUUCACUUCUGAGGAGCUACAGAGGAAGCGUGUGCGUGUGUGCGUGCUGGAGCGGAGACCAUGCAGGAGGAGUCUGGAGAGACAGUGAGCACUGAAAGCGAUGGGGUGGCAGAGUGGCUUUGCCCCCUCUGCCAGAAAGGACAAACAGACAGAUCCUCCCUGUCUCUGCAUCUCACAGAGCAACACAGCGUCCUUCCAUCUUGUGUCAACAGACUGCUGGACAUUGCUGUUCUAAAACAGGGUGCCAGUGGAGGAAGAGAGGACAGAGGUGCUCAAAAGUCUUCAGAUGCUGAAUCUUCACAACUGAAGCACACUGAAGACAUCAGUUCAGAGCCCUUCCAAUCAAGCAAGAGUUCAGACGCUACCAAGGCGCUUGGAAACAAAGAGAUGGAGGAAGAGAGAAUAAUGGAACAGGAGGGAGUUGAAGCUGAGUCCGAGCCAGAAGAGGAGGGAAAUCAACUCACAGGAGCCAAACAGCAAAAUGCAACUGAAAACACAGAAAUCCCAGCAGCCAGUGAAAAGUCAGUUACUAAAAAUGGUGUGCCAGCUGAAAAUAACACCCGCUCAUUCAAAUGCAAUGCCUGCCUGGAAACUUUUCCAAGCAGAACUGCCUUGAGUGUUCAUUACAACUCUGCAUCCCACAUUCAGAGGAUGACAACAGGUUCUGCAAAACAGGGUGGGGAAAGUGAUCCCAUCAUUCCCUCAGUUCCUGUCCUGUCUCGGCCAUAUAUAUCAAACAAACCUUACCAAUGUGCUAUAUGUCGAGUCUCUUACAAUCAUGCCAUCACCCUCGAGAGCCAUAUGAAAUCUGUCUUGCACCAGACACGCAGCAGAAAUGCUGGAAUUGUUGCACAUGCUGCAAACAAUGCAGUGGCCUCUGCUGGUUUGGGAGGUAGCACUGUCACUGCUCCAAAUUCUGUAGUGAACACACCUGGAAGUGGAUCCAGUCAGUUAGUGACCACCACCAACUGUGCUGUUCCUGGGACCGUGAUGGUAACGACUACAAAAGAUGAAGAGCAGAUUCAAACUUCACAAGUGGCUCCCUCCCUCCUCACCUCCCCUGUGGCCUCAGCUCAGGCAGUUUCAGCCUUCCUCACCCUCCUCACAUCGAGUCCUAACACCUUCUCACACUCCCUCCUCCCCUCUCUGUUUGCGGCUGGUGCUGCUACUGGUGCAAAUGCGCAUCAGCUUGUGCCUCAGCCUCAAAUGGUCAUGCCCUUAAUUUUGAAUGGGCUGCAAGCCCAAACCCAGCAGCACCAAGAGAACCAGCAAGGCCAGCUCCUUACCCAGUGUGUACCAUUCGUAGGUCUCAGCACAGCCCAGCAAGCCCUCUUAACCCAAAGACUUAACAGCUUACAGAGCCAGUGGCCCUCUCCAGGAGUUUCAACAAACAUGCAGUCCAGCCUGGAAGAACAAAAACAGACUAUGUGUGAGAGAGUGUGUGAGAGAGAGCAAGAGAGGAAGGACAGUGAGGAGACUGUUGAGAAGGUUUUAGCUCAGAUAAAGGACAGGGAUAACGGGACAACAGAGAAAUUCAAGCAAGAGGACAGUAAAGAAUUUGCGCAGUGUCCUGAUAUAGAAAGCAAAGUAAAGUCUGAAAAUAAUGAAGACAAUGCAAAGGCACAUAGAGAUAGCACAACAGAUGGAGACAGCUCGACUAAUCAGUUGGACCUGGAAGGUGAUAAAGCAGCUAGCCAGAAUCUCUCCCCAGCAGGCACAGAGAAGAGCCUUCGCAAUAACAACCUCUCGCCUUCUGCAUCUGUGCCCAGCAACUCCACCCUCAGUCCAGUAAAUUUAAACCUUACACUUAGUCCUGAUUCUACUCCGCAAAAAUCACAAUCAGGCACUAGCCCUUGCGACUCUCUUGGCACCCCAAAAUCCAGCCCGAGUACAAAUGCCUUAAUUAACAACCAAACUCGAUCGCAUUGUAAAACAAUGGGAUCCAUUUAUCCAGACCUUCCAGUGUUGUCAGAGUUCCAGUCAGAAGUUCUCUGGGCGUUCUUUGAGUCACGUAGUGAGGCUGAUGCUGCAAGUCCUCCCCAUGAAGACUGUGAGGCGCUGGGCAGAGAGGUUGGGCUUGCUGAGGAAGAGGUACGUAGGUGGCUGAGCCAAGCCCGGCAUGCUAAACAGAGGCAGAGGGCGACAGAAUUGGACCACCUACAAGGCUUUGCAGGAUUUACAAGACAUGCCCAAAGUUUGGACAAUGACUAUGAUGACGAGGAAAGGUCACUGAUCAUAGCAGAGGGUGAGGAUGAUGCUGAAGCUUCAGGGAGUCAGGCAAUAGAUUUGUCUAGUAGAAGAGGGAAACGCCGACAGAGAGAUUUAGGAAGGGAGGGUCAAGGAGAUUCUUGCCUUACCUCUGACUCAGAAAAUGAGGUAUACACCUCUGUCAUUGUGUCCGAUGAGGAAAGUCAGAAUGGGUCUUUGAGGGAGGGUCCUGAGAGCCCUGCUAAAGGUGAAGCACAUCGGGAGGUCCAUGGUGACAAGGGGUCGGUUGGAGGAAAGGUCUUGCGCUCCACAACUGUGUUUCUCUCAGAUGCAGAGGAUGAGUAUGAAGAUGAAGAGGGUGGAGGGGGUCAGAGGACCAAAAGGAAAAAGCGAAAGGGGGAGUUUGAGCGUGAUGAGGUGGAGGUAAAGAAGGAAAGGCAGGAUCCAGAUGUGGAUCUAGAAUUGGAAGCCCAAGGGGAUCCUCCAACUUCAUUGAUGCACUCAGUGGACCAUCCUGAGACUCCAACCAGUGCUCUGCACUCACUUCCUUUGUCCCUUACUCACUUUUCUACUCAGUUCCUUAGUCCCUAUGUCCUCUCUCUUACUCCUUCAGUGGUUGGAGAUGGGAACAAAGUACCUGUCUUUCCUAAUCCACCAACCAUCACACGCUUCUCCAACUCUCUUCUCUCGCAGUCUCUCUCCUCCCGCAACCAGACUUCUCACUACCUGUCCAAUGGUGGCGACUGUGAGUCUGCUUUAGACCUCAGCAUGGGGAAAAACAGCUCAAAAUCUGGUUCUUCCUCAUUGUGUCUGGCUGAUAAAAUUGCAGCACAGAAGGGGCAGUUGCUGGAUGGGCUCGGCCUGAGGCCCACAUCCAAAGGUCUGGUAGUUGUACAAGUUAAGCCUGAAUCUGUUGCAAUGCCUUCCUCCAACAGCAGUAUGAGUCUUGUCAACUGCAAUAACAUGACAAAGUCUAGUAUUUAUAUGAGGGCAGCAGAGAAAAUGAAUUCUACAUUACUGGAAAGGGAACGAGAAAAGGACAGAGAGAAGGAAAAGGAGAGAGAGCAAGAACAGCAGCAAAGGAAGUCCAAAGGAAAAAGGUACAGGGACAUGCGACGUUCGAGGACUAUCAUCCAAGCUGAACAGCUUGACAUUCUGUAUGGCUGCUAUUUCAAAGACCCAAAUCCUGGGAAACACGAGUUUGAACAGAUUUCAGAGUGGGUCCACCUUCCAAAGAAGGUUGUUCAGAUUUGGUUCCAGAACAUGAGGGCAAGAGAACGAAAGGGUGAGGUCAGAUUCAUCAGUGAUGGCACCCUGGCAGCAGUUGGCAAACCUCUCAUCAAAUUUACCUGGCCUCUUUCCAAACCCAUAUUCUCCAACAAGCCUGCUCCAAACAAUACUGGGUGUAUUACAACUACCCCUAUUGUGCGCACCCUCAUGAAGACAGAGAGGGAGCCUAUAAAGGAGCUGGGCAAACCAGCAGUGGUGAAAAAACCAACCCCUGUUCCUAUCAAGCCUAAGGAGGUUGUUUCUUCUACUGCAGCCUCCCCUGUGAGCAGCAAUGUCUCUGCAGUGCCAAAGACCAAGCUUGAAACCACCAGCAACGUCACUAUGGUCAAGGUUGCACCCAAAGUCAACAGCCCUGUCCUUUUAGCUCCGCCUAAGGAUCCAAUCCCAAUUGCCCCACGACCGGCCCAGAAACGAAAACUAGAUGAAGAGAGUGACGAAGAAAAGACUGAUGAAGAGAGGGACAAUGAAAAUGAGAUGGGUCCUGGACCAGGGAUCACUAACCGCAUGGUGCCCAAGCUGCCCACAAUUGCCAUCAACAACAGGCCUCCUGCCACAACUGUGGUGCCACAAAAACAAAAUGGGCUCAACUACUGGACCCCCAAAGUCCCCAUUAAGAUCAACACUCUAUCAAGAGAACAACUGGCUCUUCCCACACACACGCCUCCUCGUACCAUCCCCCCUCCUCCCACCCCCAGUAUUGCACCAGUUAGCCCGAAUACUCCCAGCUCUGCCAAAGUGGCUAGCCCCUCCACCCCAGCUGUGGUUAAAUCAAGCCCAUCAGAAAGCAGCUUUCUGCCCCAUUCAUCCAGUCGUAGGCCACGUACACACUUGUCCUGCCUACAGUUGUCGAUUCUGCAGUCCUGUUACGAGACCUGUGCCCAUCCUAAUGCCAUGGAGUGUGAGGCAAUUGGCAGUGAGCUCAACCUACCGCUCAAGGUAGUGCAGAUCUGGUUCCAAAACACCAGAGCCAAGGAGAAGCGCUGGAGGCUGCAGCAAGAAAAAAUGUCUCCUCUGUCAGGUGGAAAGGUGGACAUGAGCUCAGGAAGCUACUUGCAGUACAACGCUCUCAAAGCCAAUCGUCCCAUCCUGCCCAAACCUGUUCAGCUGACAGUUACUGAACCUCCUGCUUCCCCAGUGGCUGGCCAGCCAGUGCCAAAGGAGACCCUGACAGGCCGCUGUGAUGCCUGCAGUGUCUCCUUUGAAUCCCGGGCUGCAGCGAGGGCCCACGUCUUUUCCCCACGUCAUCUGGCAACCUUGAGAACCACUAACUUUGGCCAGCCGACAACGCUCGUCAACAAGAAUGGCACCGGAAAUGGUGGACCUGGCAGUGUUGUGCCGGGCUCGCAGGUCUCUCAUUCCACUACAGUAACCAGUUCUGGGGCUGGUUCUGGAGGGGAGAUGGUUAUUGAGUCGCCUCCACCGACAGCCACCAGCAGCAGUUAAAGACUCAGAUCAGGAUUGGUCUGCACACUGACUAUUCUUGGACCCAUUUGGGCUCCUCAGAUUUUAAUAAACAAAUUUGAGCACUAAUUCUCAAAAGCUAUUAUUGUUUAGUUUUUGAAGCUGGCUCCUCCUGCACCUGCUAUCCUUUGCUCAGCCUUCAUUGACUUGAUAUCCGUUAAUAGAGUUCUCCUGGAAUCCAACAUAACAGCAGACUAUUUUCACGCUGCUUCUCACUACAUCAGCUGCUGUCUGAUAUGUGAUGAACAUGUCAAGUCUCUUGAUCCUCACACACUUUAUCCAAACACUUUUGGUCCUAACCCUGUGGUUAUAUAUUACCUUAUUUCAGUGACCUUCCUAUAAUUUGUAAAGGCACUCAACUUGCCAUGCUUGAGCUGUCCUACCUUAAAGACUGAUGCAAAAGUGUUUCCUCUUUGAAAGUGGCCAUUUGACCGUGGGCCCGGGAACACUUUUUGGGAUAAUAACAUGAAAUUCUCACAGUGAAAACUCCCAGUUUGCUCCUGUGGAAUUGUUUUUCUUAUGCCCCCUUUCCCUUCUAGAGCAAAGAUUGCUUGGAUAAAACAUGACUGGACUGAACCAACAGGAGAGGAAGAACUGGUAUUGAUUGUCACUUUUUAAUUUGCAAUGGAAGUGUCAUCUGAAGGGUGUUGUGUCUACUCAUUUGGGAUAUAAGAGGUACUUCAGAGAGAAUAGGACUGUUGAAUUGUCCCCAUUUACAUGUUCACAGUUUUCACGACAAUCCAAAUAGAGCAAAAAGAGGCUGAGGAACGUAGAAUCCUGGCAUACCGCACUUUGACACAUUUUACAUUGUUUGAAAUGUUUUUAAGCAUUCUGAUGCAAGUGUCUUUAUUGAAAGAUACAUCAAUGCAUGUUGGAUGCCUUAAUAUAAAUCACGUGAAAUAAAUUGAUUUUUUGCUAGUCUAAUGAAACACGCUUUAGGUGUGAGCAUAAUAUUGUGGAUGAGGCAGACCUGGGAACAAAUGGAGAAGAGCUCUGUUCCAAAAUGCUUUUAAUGUAUUUCUGGGGGAAAAUCUGUGAAUGUCAUUUUCUUUUUCCAGGACAUAAAUCCUGCUUGCAAAGUUCUCAUCACUCUCAUGGCCAAUGACUUAAAAUACCAACUAUCUUGCUUUUACAACAAAUUUCUUUGAUCCACCCAAAUGUGUACAUGUUAGAAUACAGCUCUUCAAACCUGUUGGAAGAUAAAUGUUUUCACCUACCGUAGAUGUGUUAGAAAUAUGACAGCCUUAAGAGGAAACACCACCAGGUAUAGCAAGUCAAACCCAGGUGAUCCUCAUAAAAUGUUAGUGAAUUUCAUCCACAUCUGACACGGAGGCUGAGACUGAUUGCAUACAUUUUACAGUUUUUGUUUGCCAUGAAUACUGUGCAUAAGACAGGAAAGUUAAGGUCUUAUUUUAUUCACUUCAGUAUUUAUACAAAUGACAGUAGAAGCAAUUAAAACUUGGUGUAACAGAUUUUUAUUUAGGUCAAAACUAAAUCUCUCUAUAAAUAUAAAGAGAAGGGGGCAUGAAAUGGGCUUUCCCAUACUUUUCUGCCGAACACUUGGUUCAGUUACUAAUUCUGGUAAAGUAUGUGCUGUGAAAUGAGAUCUGAUGUCUGGAAACCCUGACAAGGGAGAAAGUUGGGUAUUACCAGUAUCCUUUAGAGACUAAUGGAUACUUCAAUAAAGGAAGCAAAUUGGGAAACAUUAAAUGUGUUGACUGAGAGCUAAUAAGAUGGUGCUGUGUUGAAGGACACAUAACAUACUAAAGAUGUUUUCCUUCAAUUUAAGUUGUAUAUUAAUGUUACUAUUGAUAGUUUUAACAAAAUGCAAAACUAAAACCUGAACUUUUGUAAAGAAAUAUAUAAAAAAUAACUGAUAUUCCAAAGUAAUCCUCCCUUUGCUUUCUGUCAUUCAAAAACCAAAAAGCAAUCUUGAGGUCGACAGAGAGCAGGAGAGGUGUUUGUAAUGCAAACUGCUACAUCCCACAGCUUGACACUUGCACUAGUCCACGAUUUUUGCACAAGCUACAGACGUUUCAGAUGAACACAGCCAUUAACACAACAUUAAGAGUCACUUGGUGUGGUUUUUAAAACAAGGAGGGGAACAAUGUCCUUAGUAAUCUGUACUCCUGUUGGAAACUGUAUCUUGUGUGUAAAGCAAGGACUGCAGUGCUUGGACCUCAAGACUGGGAUCUCUCUCUCUCUAUCUCUAUCACUCACACUCACACACACACACACAGACACGGUGUUGCACUGUCCAAAAUAGAUAGGUUUUUAUGGAGAUCUGCUUUUUAUUCUUGUUUAUGUUUUGUCACUUUGAUUAUCACUAUUGUUAUAACUGUACUACUACUUAUACAAUUUAUCAUUACUACUCAUCACUGUUUUGAUUAUUAUUGAUCAAUAAUGGUUUUAAAUGCCACCUCUGCUCAGAAUGAGUAUGGUAUUCCUUUGAAUAUUGAACAAUAAUAGUGGCAGUGUUGUUAUGACUUGUUAGAUUUUUGAUUAAGCUUAUUUUUCCUCCUCACUUGUACCUGCCUUUUUGUGUUUGGUCUCCAUUAUGCUUUCUUUGAUAUACAGAAAAAGAAAUAAAAUCAGUUGAACAACAAAGCA